AUGUCAAGCAAAGUACGUCCACAGGUUGUUGAGCGUAUCCCGGCAUACUUGCCAUACGUGCGGGGGAUAACGGAUCGAAUUGGUCACCUGUUACGCCGGAGAUGCAGCAUCAGGACCAUUUUCCGACCCAUGACACAGAUAAAGAACAUCUUACGGUCCCCUAAAGACCGGGACCCUCUGGACAGCCCUGGAGUCUACGAAAUUCCCUGUGAUUGCGGUGAAAACUACAUCGGAGAAACGGGGCGCAACAUAAAAACAAGACUAUCUGAACACAUCCGAAGUAUUCGCAAGCUCGACAGUAACACCUCGGCGGUGGCUGAGCACGCCCUUGUCUCCGACAUGAAACAUUAUAUUAGGUUCGACAAAGUUAAAGUGCUAGCCCGUGAGAAAAAUUUUGUAUCCCGCAAGCUCCGCGAAGCAAUCGAGAUCAGUCGUCGGCCUAAUUAUAAUAGGGAUAAGGGUUGGGUUUUGCCACCCGCUUGGGACCCAGUGUUGCUAACUGCGAAACGGAAUAACAUCGACAGUGUAGAGGACAACCUGGUGGACAUUGUCAGCGUAUUUUGUGCCCCCGUGAACAAUAACACCAUCAACUCUUCAGUUUCGAGUUCGUCUCCGCCGACACACAGCGUCCCCCCCGCACCCCCCGCGCCCCCCGUCCUGACGAAUCGCGCGUUGCGGGCUAGGGCACGCAGUGACCGUCGCGACGCGAUAGCGAAUAAAGCCGGCAUCCACUCACCCUGA
Molecule: messenger RNA, 741 nt
Organism: Papilio polytes (common Mormon)
Lineage: Eukaryota; Metazoa; Arthropoda; Insecta; Lepidoptera; Papilionidae
Exons: 1
Coding region: 1-741 (246 amino acids)
Source: RefSeq, a predicted model, not a curated record